Quercus lobata is the source of this 1043-nucleotide messenger RNA. Its product is annotated as Ribosomal protein L13 family protein. Gene Ontology annotation, biological process: negative regulation of translation; translation. Lineage: Eukaryota; Viridiplantae; Streptophyta; Magnoliopsida; Fagales; Fagaceae. The record is from RefSeq and is a predicted model, not a curated record. Gene Ontology annotation, molecular function: mRNA binding; structural constituent of ribosome. Gene Ontology annotation, cellular component: mitochondrial large ribosomal subunit; ribosome. The coding region runs from base 184 to 798 and encodes 204 amino acids. The transcript is spliced from 6 exons.
UCUGAAGAUCUGACGGCAUCAAGUCCUCCCAAGUGAGACAGAGAAUUGCACUGGAUCAGAGCUCAACUCACUCUCUCUUUCUUUGCCAAACCCUACUCUCUCUCUCUCUCUUCAGGGUUUUACAGGGUUGAAUGAUUUACCUGUGAAGAAGGAGAUUCAAAGAAAAGAAAAGACACAAGAGAAAUGGCAAGCCAAGCAGCUAGCUCUUUCAAUGGCAACGUCAAGAAAGCACUUGCUGGGCUGAGACGCAUAAACCUGGAUGGUCUGCGAUGGAGGGUAUUUGAUGCCAAAGACCAGGUCCUUGGCAGAUUAGCAUCUCAAAUAUCUACUGUGAUUCAAGGAAAGGAUAAGCCGACGUAUGCUCCAAAUCGUGAUGAUGGGGAUAUGUGCAUCGUGCUUAAUGCAAAGGAUAUUUCUGUCACUGGGAGAAAACUUACAAACAAGUUUUAUCGCUGGCAUACUGGGUAUGUGGGCCACCUCAAGGAAAGGAGUUUAAAGGACCAGAUGGCUAAAGAUCCAACAGAAGUCAUCCGAAAAGCUGUAUUACGCAUGCUUCCAAGAAACAAAUUGCGUGAUGAUAGAGAUCGAAAGUUGAGGAUAUUUGCUGACAGUGAGCACCCCUUUGGUGACAGGCCCCUUGAACCAUACAUAAUGCCUCCUCGAAGAGUACGUGAAAUGCGUCCCCGUGCAAGGCGAGCAAUGAUUCGAGCUCAGAAAAAAGAGGAGCUGCAAAAACAGACUGCUAAUGAGACAGUGAAAGGUAAAAGGAGAGUAGUUAAAGAAGAAGUGAAAGCAUAAAGAGUAGUUGUAGUUUGUUCACCUUUCUGGGAGAUGGCAAUUUCUUGUCGUUUAUGCAUCCACCGUAAAUGUGGGCAUGGAUCAGCUCUUAUCUGGAAGGACAAUCGAAUAUGUUUGGUUUAUGAAAUUCUUUUAUGGUUUGUCAGAAUUCUAAUUAAAUGUUUGUAUCGAGGUGUCAAAACCUUGAGGAAAGGAAAACAGUGAUCAAUUGCCCUUGAUAUUGUCUAUUGAAACUUCUUAAGGCA